UGUUAUCUAUUCGGCUUCUGAAAAGUCUGGAAAUAUAACCUAUUUCAUAUUAAAUACUUAGAUUUUGAAUAAUUUAAAUGGGAGAAGGCGUUUAAACCAACCACAUAUCCUUUGACAAAAUUUAAAAUGCAUAACGCAAGUGUUUUAUUGCGGAACACGGUGUUAUUCAAUCCGAACUUGAAGUCUUCUGCUCGUUUUGCCCGUAACGUAACAAAAGUUGCAUCACACAGUAAAUCAGCCGAUAAAUCUUUGUUGAGUUGUAGCAGAAGUAGAUUGUGGGUUCAGGGAAGUCGCGUGUGUAGUGCUAAUCACAAUGCUGUGGUUUUAAAUCGUCAAUUGGGAAGUGUGAGGUUAUUUUCAACGGGCAACAAGAAUGACCCGCCGGAGGAGGAUGUGGAACUGAAGGAGGAUACGCCGCUGUUCACGAGCCAGUUGCCGGCGCCGGUGGCCGUGCCUGAAGUCUGGCCUCAGGUUCCGGUCAUCGCUAUUAACAGGAACCCUGUGUUUCCAAGAUUCAUCAAGUUGAUUGAGAUCUCAAAUCCUGCCUUAAUUGACUUAAUAAGGCGGAAAGUGAAACUCAAUCAGCCAUAUAUUGGCAUCUUCCUCCGCAAGAAGGAAGAUGAGAAAUCUGAUGUGGUCUCCAGCCUUGAUGACCUGCACCAGGUGGGUGUGUUCGCCCAAAUCCAUGAGAUGCAGGACAUGGACUUCAAGCUGCGGCUGGUGGUGAUGGCUCAUCGAAGAAUAAAGAUCACUGGCCAGUUCAUUGAGGAGGAGAUUGAAGUGGGGCCUGCCGAAAUGAAGCUAAAGUUUCCCGUGUUUAACGUUGAGUUUAACGUCACCCGCGAAGAGUCCGACGCGGAGCGGCGGCGCCGCAAGCACAGGAACACGAGGAAACAGAAACCAGUGGCCGAAGAACCCAAGGACGCAGAGACUCAGAAGGAGGACAAAAAGAAGGUUCCGGAUCAAGUUAUGAUGGUGAAGGUUGAGAAUCUGAUGCAUGAGAAGUUCCAGCAGACGGAGGAGGUGAAAGCGUUGACGCAAGAAGUUAUUAAGACGAUAAGGGAUAUUAUCAACUUGAAUCCUUUGUACAGGGAAUCUUUGCACCACAUGUUGGCACAAGGGCAAAGGGUGGUAGACAACCCUGUGUACCUGAGCGACCUGGGCGCCGCGCUGACAGGCGCCGAGCCGGCUGAGCUGCAGGCUAUCCUGGAGGAGAUGGACAUUCCGAAGCGGUUGAUGAUGUCUCUAUCGCUGCUCAAGAAAGAGUACGAGCUAUCGAAGCUGCAACAGAAGAUAGGAAAGGAGGUCGAGGAGAAGGUCAAGCAACAACACCGGAAGUACAUACUUCAUGAACAGCUAAAGGUGAUAAAGAAAGAGCUAGGUUUAGAAAAGGACGACAAAGACGCGAUAGGCGAUAAGUUCCGUGAGCGACUGGCCGGCAAGACCGUGCCGGACGCCGUGCAGACGGUUAUAGACGAAGAACUUAAUAAGAUGAACUUCCUUGAGAGCCACAGCUCGGAGUUCAAUGUGACCCGUUGUUACCUGGACUGGCUGACCUCCCUGCCCUGGGGCAUCACAUCCAAGGAGAACCUCGAGCUGAAAGACGCCCAAGUGAUACUAGACGAGGACCAUUACGGCAUGGAGGAUAUUAAGAAGCGUAUCCUAGAGUUUAUAGCGGUGUCGCAGUUGAAAGGCAGCACGCAGGGCAAGAUACUCUGCUUCCACGGGCCGCCGGGAGUGGGCAAGACUAGUAUAGCCCGGUCCAUAGCGCGUGCGCUCAACCGCCAAUACUUCCGCUUCUCCGUGGGCGGCAUGACGGACGUGGCCGAGGUCAAAGGUCACCGGCGCACCUACGUCGGUGCCAUGCCCGGCAAGCUGGUGCAGUGCCUUAAGAAGACUGGCACGGAGAACCCACUGGUUCUUAUUGAUGAGGUUGACAAGAUUGGCAAGGGUGUACACGGAGAUCCAUCCUCAGCCCUCCUAGAACUACUUGAUCCGGAGCAAAACGCCAACUUCCUCGACCACUAUCUCGACGUGCCGAUCGAUCUGUCCCGCGUCCUGUUCAUCUGCACCGCCAACGUGGUCGAACAGAUACCGGAACCUUUGCGUGACAGGAUGGAGCUCAUCGAUAUGUCUGGUUACGUAGCCGAGGAGAAACUAGCGAUAGCCCAACAGUACCUGGUACCAACGGCGCGCAAGAACUGCGGGUUGACUGAGGAGCAACUCAAUCUGACGUCGGAGGCGCUGACCUCGCUCAUCAAGUCUUACUGCCGGGAGAGCGGUGUCAGAAAUCUGCAGAAACAUAUAGAAAAGAUAUCCCGUAAAGUCGCCUACAAGAUAGUAAAACAAGAAGCCGAGAAUCUGACCGUAGACGACAGCAACUUGUCCGAGCUGGUCGGCAAGCCCACGUUCAAGCACGACCGCAUGUACGCCGUCACGCCGCCCGGCGUCGUCAUGGGACUCGCCUGGACCGCCAUGGGUGGCAGCACUCUCUACAUAGAAACUGCACUUCGCAACGCGCAUCAAGACGACAAGUCACCAAUGGGCUCGCUAGAGCUGACCGGCCAUCUCGGCGACGUCAUGAAAGAAUCCGCCCGCAUCGCACUCACAGUCGCGAGGAACUACAUGCACAAACACCACCCGGAUAACACUUUCCUUAAUACUAGUCACAUCCACUUGCACGUGCCCGAAGGCGCAACGCCCAAAGACGGUCCAUCAGCCGGCUGCACCAUCACCACGGCGUUACUGUCUCUGGCGUUACGUCGCCCAGUUCGUGAGUUGGCCAUGACGGGCGAGAUCUCGCUCACGGGACGUGUACUGCCCGUUGGCGGCAUUAAGGAGAAGAUCAUAGCGGCGAAACGAGUCGGUGUGAAAUGCGUCAUCCUCCCCGAAGAGAACCGGCGCGACUUCGACGACCUGCCGUCGUUCAUCAAGGACGACAUCGACGUGCACUUCGUGAGCGACUACGAGGACGUGUUCCGCGUGGCGCUGGACGAGCAGCCCAAACGGGAGUUGAAAGCCACCAACUGACCACGGCUUCACGACAACAACGACUAACAGUUUCGCCAUGCUACAACAACGCGAAGUAACAAAGAUUUAACUUUGUUUAUAUGUGAGGAGACUGCAAUAAACGAUUUUAACUUG
Messenger RNA from Cydia pomonella (codling moth), 3144 nucleotides. RefSeq names its product lon protease homolog, mitochondrial (gene Lon). Gene Ontology annotation, cellular component: mitochondrial matrix. The record is from RefSeq and is a predicted model, not a curated record. The transcript has 16 exons. Gene Ontology annotation, biological process: mitochondrion organization; chaperone-mediated protein complex assembly; protein quality control for misfolded or incompletely synthesized proteins. The coding region runs from base 127 to 3030 and encodes 967 amino acids. Lineage: Eukaryota; Metazoa; Arthropoda; Insecta; Lepidoptera; Tortricidae. Gene Ontology annotation, molecular function: ATP hydrolysis activity; single-stranded DNA binding; serine-type endopeptidase activity.